AUGGUGGAUCUCACCGAAGCUCACAUACAGGUUCCCGAAGCUGAGAAGGAGGUCCCUUCUGCUGAGGAGGAGCAACCCGAGCAGGGUCUGACGAGGAAGAGGCGCCACUCGACCUUGGGCUCUACUUCGACCUCGGCCCUGGAUAGACUGAUCCACGCUGACCCUUGCUCGGAUGUUCCGCUGAAACGGAUCCCCGAGGAGGUAAGGGAGGCGAUGGCUCGCUAUGCUAGAGCUCCGGUUUUGGGGGAGAACCCCAUGGCUCACGUGGGAUCUUUGGUGGGUCCCGAAGCUGCACGGGAGAAUCUUCUUCGGGCCAACCCGCAGUGGAGGGUUCCUGGAGCUGAGGAGAGGAACCCAGCUAUGAUGGCCCAAUAUUAUCUGAAUGAGGCUGUUUUCUGGUCCUCGUUCGCUUCCGAGUGCAGCUCGGUUGAGGAGAGGCAACUGAGGAGGUAUCAGGAGGCUUAUGCUCGUGAUAUCCCUGUCUUGGACCAGAAGGCUGGGCAGCUCUUCGCCGAGAUGGUGGACCUCAAGCAACUGUACCUUCAGUACAGUCGUGAGGCUAGGGAAUCGGCGGAGCAGAUCGGGGCCGAAAGAGAAACUGAGAAAAAACUAUCCCCUUCUCUUUUUCUCUCUCUUAACUAUCCUUAA
Spinacia oleracea (spinach) is the source of this 648-nucleotide messenger RNA. RefSeq lists its product as uncharacterized. The transcript has 3 exons. NCBI's taxonomy places the organism in Eukaryota, Viridiplantae, Streptophyta, Magnoliopsida, Caryophyllales, Amaranthaceae. The record is from RefSeq and is a predicted model, not a curated record. The coding region runs from base 1 to 648 and encodes 215 amino acids.